Molecule: messenger RNA, 612 nt
Organism: Argiope bruennichi
Lineage: Eukaryota; Metazoa; Arthropoda; Arachnida; Araneae; Araneidae
Product: thioredoxin, mitochondrial-like
Exons: 3
Coding region: 90-518 (142 amino acids)
Cellular component (GO): cytoplasm
Molecular function (GO): protein-disulfide reductase activity; oxidoreductase activity, acting on a sulfur group of donors, disulfide as acceptor
Source: RefSeq, a predicted model, not a curated record
ACUUUCCGUCUGUUUAUUUUUAUUGAGGUUUUUAUCGCUCGAGUUUUAAGUGAAUUUUAAGUUAUUUUUGAUAUAUACUAUUUUUCAAAAUGUCUAGUAUCAGUAUUUGCUUUUCAAGAAACUUAUUUAGAAAAAGCGCUGUUGUUUCACGUAUAUGUUCGAAACCCUUGAGUACAUCAAGUGUUCGACAAAAGAUUUUUAAAAUACAAGAUGAAAAAGAUUUUGAAAAUAUGGUUUUAAAGAGUGAUCUACCUGUUGUUGUUGAUUUUAAAGCAAGCUGGUGUGGACCUUGUAAAAUGCUUGAACCAAGACUUGAAAUUGUUGUUAGUAAAUAUGCUGAGAAAGUGCAUUUGGCAAAAGUAGAUAUCGAUGAAAAUUCAGAAAUUGCUAUGAAUCAUGAUGUACAGGCAGUGCCUCAUGUUCUUGGUUAUCGAAAUGGACAGCCACAGAAAAGUUUUACUGGCUUAAAAGAUGAAGACCAGAUUGAAAGUUUUGUAAAGGAACUAAUUGGCAGCUAACAAUGCAGAUUGAUAGGCAGUUUUUCUAAAUUAUGAUUGUUACCAUUCUUCUAGCUUAAUAAAAAUAUUUGCAAUAAAAUAAUUUUUUGAAAAA